AUUCAUGAACGAGGACGCUACCGACGAAUGUGUUAGAGAAAUUUUAGGAACGAGUGCGGACACAAAACCAUGUGAAGUUUCUGACGCAUGCGUAAAACUUAUGACGACGCCAGGCUAUGAGAUGUAUACAUUGUCGCACCAAGUAUUCUAUUUAGAAAUUGUGCAACAGGAAGGUUGUGCAACGCAAAUGGUUCAACGAAUGAAAAAUGAUGGUGUCGACAUUGACCCAGAUAUAAUGAUGAAAACCUUUUGUACAAAUAUGCUGAAAGAUGCAGAACAUAUUGCCGAUGGUGGGUUUCCUAGCAACAAGCAAGAUCUGUUCCUGGAGGAAGCGUUGCUAUGUGGGUUGGAUGGUUACCGAGAAUUUUACCGUCCACAAUGGCUGGAUCAUAUUCUACAUUGGCAGGACAGCAGCGGAUGCUUUAAAAGCAGCUAUACUACAGACUUCGCCCAUCAAGACACCAACGACGAAAACAAAGUGAAAAGGAGAGAGAAAAUAUUAGAAGAUGGAUGUUCAUCUCACAAGACCGCUGUUGCCAUAGGAACACUGGGUGGAUACGUCAGGUACAUCAUGGAAGCUAUGAUAUAGAGGCAAUGACGUCACAUCAUCAAUAAAAUGCCAUCACCG
This is a messenger RNA of Saccoglossus kowalevskii, 628 nucleotides long. Its product is annotated as UPF0764 protein C16orf89 homolog. Gene Ontology annotation, cellular component: membrane; cytosol. The record is from RefSeq and is a predicted model, not a curated record. Lineage: Eukaryota; Metazoa; Hemichordata; Enteropneusta; Harrimaniidae.